This is a messenger RNA of Symbiodinium natans, 1641 nucleotides long. Lineage: Eukaryota; Dinophyceae; Suessiales; Symbiodiniaceae. The record is from the annotation of a GenBank genome assembly.
AUGUGCGGUCGCGGGGCGCUAACCCUCUCAGGAGAUCGCUGCCGGAGAAUUGCUGGCGCACAUGGCGGAAAGACAUCAGUACGCGGCUGCGAGCGCCUUCGAACAAAGUACAAUCUGGGUCCGAUGAACUAUGUCCCUGUGAUUCGCAGUGUCGAAGCAGAAGGGAGUCAUGGAGGUGGUCAGGACGCCUCGGUCAGCCGCGAGGUGUGCGCCAUGCGGUGGGGCUUGGUCCCUUCCUUUGCCAAGCGAGUGGAGGACUUCGAUGCUUUCAAAGGUGGCAGCAGCACCUUCAACGCCCGAGUCGAAGGUGCAGAGGGCAGUAGCCUGUGGCGUCGUCUGCUCGAUAGACGUCGAUGUGUUGUCCUUUUCGACGGCUUCUACGAAUGGAAGGCAAACGGGAAGACAAAAACGCCCAUGUUCAUCCGAAAUAGAGACGCGUAUGACGGCCACACCAUACCGUGGUCUGCAAAGAUGGGCGAGGAGCCAAAGACAGAACAGCCAGUGGAUGAAAGCAAGGUUGGCGGACCCCAGCACGCACCACUCCUCCUCGCCGGCCUGUACGACACUUGGCACCAAAAGGGUGAUGCGGAGUCGCUGGAGUCUGUCACAAUCCUCACCAUGGAUCCAGAGUCCACAGCAAUGGAGCAGGUGCACGACCGCAUGCCCGUCUUCUUGACACCAGAGCACGCCCUGCCCGCGCUGCCCUCUCAAGAUCUCUCAAGGCUUGACUUCAGGAAAUGUUGCGCUCCAUUGCUAGCAUACGGCAACCAAGCCAUGGACCUUCCACCUGCGUUAGCGCCAAUCCUGGCAUCUCAGUUCCUUGCGCUGUCGGGACUUUCGUUUCUGCUUGAAAGAGCACCAGCAAGCAAGAAGGAGGAGCUGACUGCCAAAGAGAAGUGCGAGAACUGGUUUCUGGCAUAUGGACUAUUCUGGAUCAGCUGCUUCGCAGUAAUCAUAGCAUGUGGACUCUACGAGCACAUGGGCAAGUGGCACUACCUCCUUGUCACUGGGGGACUGGCAGCACCUUUGGCUUUGCAGCCACUCUUCUUCCCAUCUCUCACAGGUGAGAAAGAUCUUCCGCUGAUGGAGCGGCACUGUACCAAGGCAAAUGUGUGGAUUGCAAUCUAUUCGUUUUUGGGAAACUAUUGGGGAACACAUUAUUUCUAUUCCGUCCUGAAAGCGAAGUAUACUUUGCCAUUCCUUCCGGAUCACCAGUUGAACAAAGUCCCUGUGUGCAUGUACUUGGCAACACAUCUCUAUUUCUGUUUUUAUCAUGCACUUGGAAGUAAAGUUCUGCGCUGGGUUUGGACUGAAUUUCGACCUUCUGCGGCGCGAACGACCUUCUGCGUGGCCGUUGUGUGCGUAAUGGCAUAUUGCACUGCCUUUUUGGAAACGUUCUCAAUAUCAGCCUUCCCCUACUACACCUUUGAUGACCGCCAGCAGAUGUACACACUCGGUUCGGCAUUCUACGCUCUCUACCUUGCUGUCUCCUUCCCACUCUUUGCCAGACUGGAUUGGAAGCCAGGUGGGCAUUCUUUGACAGAGGCAUGCUUGGAAGCUUUUGCCGCCUGGGCGAUCAUUCUCUCCCUCUUGGACUUUGUGCGCUUGGGACUUGGUGCAGAUUUCUGCAUGAUGGCGUAA